This is a messenger RNA of Ceutorhynchus assimilis (cabbage seed weevil), 3146 nucleotides long. The record is from the annotation of a GenBank genome assembly. NCBI's taxonomy places the organism in Eukaryota, Metazoa, Arthropoda, Insecta, Coleoptera, Curculionidae.
CAGAUAAUUCAUCGCUUGAAACGAAUAGACUUUAGCGUUAUCAAUUGCUUUUUUAUCGGUUCUGUGCCAGGAGUUCACUCCUAUGACAACGAUGAAGAAGUUUAUUGGGGUCAUGAGAGAGUGGGGCGAAUUUUGGAAGAUCAUGCUUGUUUGCAAAAUUACGACGUGGGACGAUGUUGCAUCGUAAUGCAGUCAUCUUCAAUUGGAAGCGUUGGAGACGAUGCUGAUAAUAAUUGGUUGACCGGCGAGUUUACUCGAGCAUUAUCAUCAGUUUUUGUCGCAGAGAACACCAACGAUACCAUUGAUACAAUCAAGACCCCGAUAUUCCUCAUUAACCCAAGCGUUCAGGACUUGAGCAAUGCCAUUUCUUCGAAUAAUUGUCUCUGUUACAGCUCGGAAACACAUGCAAGGCAACAGUGGAUUUCAAAGUAUUUGUGUCGUUGGAGAAAUAAUGCCCCCGUUGGAUCCUAAAUCGCUCCUCACAUUAAAUAUUUUUUAAGAACAGACCCCACCUUCACAAUUGCGUCUUGGUUUCUUUUGACAAGUGGGAACAUUAGCCAAGCAGCGUGGGAUAAAUUAAACAGCAGAGGCGGACUUUACGUGAAAAAUUUCGAAGCAGGUGUUUUGCUUCUCCCCUCAUUUGUGGUACGUCGUCGUCGUCGUUUCGUUUCGUCGUUAUUUAUGAUUCUUAAUUGUCGACAAUUUAGAAAGGUCAAUCAUUGUUUUCAGACUGGUAAUACGGCAUAUCCGUUGGCAACAUUGAAUGGUUCGAUAGAGAGUUUCAACAAAGGCGUGGCAUCCCUCAUCGUGCCCUUUGAUUUGCCACCAGUGAGAUACUGACGCGGAACGGAUGAGCCCUGCUUCAAAGAAUCAACAGAUUUAAAUAUUAGACAAAGAAAUCGUUCGCCUUGCAAGGACAAACAUCUUCGGUUCGCCAUUUCCAAAGGAGACGAACUCAGAGCGGAAGAAAUUUUUCCACACUUGAGUUCGGUAGCCGACAAGGUGGUGCAGAAACAAAGCGCUAGUGAGACGCAAAACGUACCAACUUAUUGUGACGUUCAGUCCCUUUCAGACAUACUAGUUUCGCAUGACGUCGAUCCAUAUACUGUUUUAUUAAAAAACGCAGCGGCUGCACUACUUGAUGAUUGAUGUCCCAUCGUAUGGAGCAAGACCCACUCAGCAAGUGAAAAUGGUCAAGGGGAUUUUCGGAGAAACUGGUUGCAAAUGGUUCGAGUUCAAAAUCGGAUACAUUUACGGGUCACAUAUUCAUUGUAUUUUUCGAAACACACCUUAUAUCGUUCUUAGACAAGUUCGAGCAAUUUUCGUGAAAAUUGUUCAAAAAGCUAUAGGAGAAGUUCUUCUAGCUAGCGACAAAACGGUAGUGAACGGCUCUACCGACGCGGACUUUGGAAACGAUGGCAGGAUCCGUAUUCACCAUGAGAUUGGCCAGCAGUGGCCGAAGUGAUUGACCGGAUCGUGAAUUCGAGGGAGGGCUAUAAAAUGCACAGAAUGCGCGAAGUUCUAUAUUACGUGGCGCGUCACGGGAUUAUAGGAAAAUUGAGCGCAUUCUGGCUGAUACUGUAGCUGUUGGAAAGGAAGAGUCCAUCGUCGGCGUGCAGGUUCAUUGCGCGAGUGUAGUUUCUUCUACAGACGGAGGCGCAAUUUUUACAAGGUUGUCGGGCAUGAAAAAUUUUCUGAAUAAACCAAACCUGGCUACGACUAGUCCGGCAUUUCUUAAAUGAGUGGGCCAUGCUUACGGCAACACAACGACUUGCAGGGGAAUACUUCCGAAUUCGACAUAUAUGCAAACGUACGAGCCAUCAGCUCAUAGGUUCAAAGCCAGUAGUAACGUUUGUGUGGAUACUUUUCUGCAGGGUCGAGGAAUGAAUAAAUUCACGAGUCAAAUGAAAAGAUUUAACAAAAUAAGGCAAGCGACAUCUCGCAAAUUAAAUGCAAUGACGCAGACGAUAGGUUCAUACCACGAAGUUGGAUACCGUUGUCGUAUCGAAACUGUGGAAACUUUUGAUAAUUUGCAACAGUUGAUUGAAGCAUACCACGAUGAGGACGCUUUUAUGGUUCGGAGGGGGGCCAUCCUCGAAAGGAUGAUUGAUUCCGGCGUUUUAACGAGAAUCUCAGGCUUGGACUGGCGAAGGCAUUUAGUUGAUUGUGGUAUUCUCAACGAUUGUGAAAUUCUCGAUUCGGCGCUGCGUUUGUUCAAAAAUUAUGACGGAACAAUCCAGCUGCCAAGAAUGUCGUGGCCGGAAGUACCAUCCACGUCUUUCCAAAAAGUAUCAAAUGAAUCUAUGCGUCAAGAAGACGAGCUUGUUCGAAGCGAUCUAAGAAGGGCGAUAGAAAAGUCUCCAUCGAACAUUCCUUGGCGGCAUUGGCUGCGAAAAUCAUGCGACCAAAAACCGACUCUCGAAGAGAACGAGAACCAUGAUGAGGAAGAAGAUUGUUCUAAUGUAGCAAACGACGAAGACAAUAGCGAAAAUGGCAUAAGCGAGAGUAGCGAAAGCGACUAUGACGCGAAACCGGCUGAGCUGGAUGCAGACCAAAAAACACGCCCGAAAAAGGUGUUGCCCGAGUUUCUCUUGCCGACAAGAUUACCGAUGAACGUUGGAAUCGGUCCAUCGCUUAUGUGUCAAAGAGAUAUCGUGAAAGCGUACGUCGCUGCUAACCGCAUGAAAUUCUUUCUGGAGGGGACUUACCUGAAGGGGAAAAAAUUAGAAAUUGACUUGGUUCGAUUAAUGAGAGAACCUGCUAGAAGGAACAAGAGGAAGGUAGGACAUGUUCAGGCAAUGAAGGGUACGGAAUUAUUUCUACAGGAAUACGAGGACCAAAACAAACACCUCCCAAAACUGUCACCAAUGGUGAUGCACCUUUUCGAUCGCCAAAUCGGGAUCGUCGGUAACGCCAUACGAGUAGCAGAAAAAAGGGUGGAAAAAUUCCUCACUUCUGAUUCGACAACUCCAAAUGAGGACUCCCUGGUGUUCAUUUAUUGGGCAACGGCUCUUGCACAUAUAGGACCGGAUGGACAUCGGAAAAACCCGUCUUGGCAAAUCGGGUUUUAUAACUCCAAGCGACGUUGCCGACAUUAUUUUGACGCCUCCGUCACCAAUGGGAUCGUGGGUAUUGUCUGCGACUAA